Molecule: messenger RNA, 1035 nt
Organism: Cantharellus anzutake
Lineage: Eukaryota; Fungi; Basidiomycota; Agaricomycetes; Cantharellales; Hydnaceae
Exons: 6
Coding region: 1-1035 (344 amino acids)
Source: RefSeq, a predicted model, not a curated record
AUGGCAGGUCUCCCUUUAGAGUCUUACGCCCUAGCGCUCCUGAAGGUGAUGGGAAAGCGAGACAACGCGGAACGUCCGCCGCUGGGAUUCGCCAGUCGCAGCGGAACACUAUCCUCAACUUUCAACGCGCCAGCUCACAAACUCCUGCAAGCCGUUAUCGAGUACUCCCCAUCUCCGGAAACAAUCGCUCGAGGAUUUUUGGUGGAGCUUGGGAAGUGCGGAAUCUUAGCUGUGAAGGGAUUCGUCGACGCCUUGGACAACGAUCGCUCUGUCAAUUCGGACGACUGGGCAGCUAUUGUGCAUCAAGAGCUUGAACAGAAUAACGGUAAUACCACGUAUCUCACAGAACUUGCAAGUUACUACUUGUCUCACCUUAUUAUCGCAUUCAGAAAUCCGGGUGGAAAAAAGAUCAACAUUCCAUACAUCAUACACCCAAUCUUAGGCGUCUUUCUUCGCGACGGGACUCAUUGCCCUCUUACCCGUUACGCUUUUCUUGGUGAUGAUAGGAUUGUAGUACCCCGCUGCGCACACAUCAUCCCAUUUUCCAUCCAUUCCAAGCCUUAUGCACAUGCUGCGAUUGAGACCUUCACCGGCCAAACGUUGAACGCAGAGCUCGUUCAGCAACUCAUAAACCAUCCUGCUAAUGCCAUAAAUAUCGAAACCAAUGCCCACGAUUCAAUGGAUCAGAAACUAGCCUGGGGGAUUGAAGCCAGAUUAGUCGAUCAUAAAUGGAACUAUUAUUUCCGAGUCGUUCGACCAAAAGAAGUAGCAGCUACCAUUUACCUUCGUGAUGGGGAUGAAAUGGGAUUUGGGCAGGGAGUUGGCAGCGAUGGGAUUCCAUUACCUGACCCUCGGAUUUGCAAUCUUCACCUAGCUAUUGCCCGGGUCUUUGCAGCCUCAGGUGCCGCGGAAGUGUUUGAUAAAUAUCUGGAGGAUGAUGAUGACGAUUACAUGACCCAAGUUCCUGUCUACUUUGGUGGCCCAUUUGUUGAUGAUGACGUACUCAUGCGUAAGCUUGAGGUGCUAGCUACCUGA